UCCUAGCUGUAGCGGAGGUAAAUACACGUUGAUAAUAAUUAGAACGAAUUCUUUAGAAGUCCAGAAGGCCGACCAAGACUGAUUACCAACGACAUAGCUGAUUGUGUUAAGUGGGUCAAGUUAGUUACUUCUUGAGGGGGACGUUUAUCACGCUUUUUAUACAAGAUGACGAUUUCGACGCGGACAUUUGUAAGGUUUCUAGCCCUGACUGCCGCAACCUUUGCUGUCAAAGGAAUAAAUGGGAGCUGGAACAUUUCUUUGAUGGAAAACGGGGAGGCAAAGCUGAGACAGAAAUUAUUCAAGACUGGUUACAAUCCUGAACUACGUCCCGUUCUGAACAAAAGCAAUAAAGUCACUGUCAAGCUCGGUGUCUCUUUACAUCAAAUCAUUGAUGUGGAUGAAAAGAAUCAACUAAUGCAAGUCAGUCUCUGGAUACGUCAGGCCUGGUUUAAUCCAUUCUUGACGUGGAAUUCUUCAUAUUUUGAGGGUAUCAACCAAAUCAAUAUCAUCGCAAACAAAGUUUGGAUACCAGACAUCUAUCUUUAUAACAAUGCCGAUGCAGAUAGAGAUGGAGCACUUGACCGAUUCAAAACUAAGAUAGUACUCAGCUCUGACGGACGAAACAUGUGGCUCGGCCCAGUUCUUUACACCUUUUCUUGCAAAAUAAACGUGAACUUUUUCCCUUUUGACGAACAGUUCUGCUCGAUGAAGUUUGGUUCAUGGACCUACGAUGGUUACCGUCUUGACAUUGAAAUGGAAUCAGAGGAAGGCGAUACAAAGAAGUUUGUAACAAACGGUGAAUGGGAUUUGAUUGGCCUUCCAGCGGAAAGAAAUGAAAUUGUUUAUGUCUGCUGUCCUGAGCCGUACCCAGACGUGACGUAUACGGUCCAUAUAAGGAGGCGGACCACUUAUUAUUUUGUGAACCUCAUACUUCCGUGUGUGCUGAUAACAUCCCUGACACUACUGUCGUUUUUCCUCCCCCCUGACUCCGGUGAACGCAUUACAUUUGUGAUUACCAACCUACUGGCCAUGACUGUGUUCAUGUUGAUUGUGGCGGAGAUCAUGCCAGCUACUUCUGAAGUUAUUCCAUUGAUAAGCAUUUAUUACACUGGAAUCAUGUUUGAGGUCGCUCUCUCUUUAGUUGCAACAUGCUUGGUGCUGAAGUGCUACUACAAAAACCCCUCAGUGGCGGAGAUGCCCACAUGGGUCAGAACAAUCGUGCUCAACUGGAUGGCCAAAAUUUUUCACGUCAAGAUUCCUGCAGGAUUGAUAAACGUAAUCGAAAAACACGUGCAAGAACAAGAGGAAGCUCGGGAGGAGAUUGAUAUGGAGAGGCGGAGUUCUACCAUGCCACCAACAGUCAUGCAACGUGAAAGAUGUUUCACAUCGAUAGGAGAAUUCUACUCAAAAUCCAGAGGAAGUCUGCAAACUGCUGGCCGAAACCGCUGUAGGACAUUCUCCUCAGAAAGAGAUUCAAGCGUAGAAGGAGAAACCACACAGACUACUCGUGUUCCCAAGCCUUUAUACCUUCCUUUCAUCACCAGUCUUCGCUCCAUUAACGAAGAUCGACCAUCUGCCCCAAAUAUCCAAUUGUCUUUGGAAGCUACUAUGAGAGAAUUGCUAUUGAAGCAAGACAACAUAUUGAAGAACGUUCGAAGGUUGGUGCAUGUGGUGAGAGAAAAAGAGGAAAGUGAAAUUAAGAGAGAGGAAUGGAAACUGGUCGCCUCUGUCAUCGAUGCCUGUUUCUUUUGGGUUUUCAUGGCCGUAUUGGUAGUUUCUAGUCUCGUUAUUUUUCUGCAGGCUCCAAAGUAUUGAUGAUAAUCAACUUAUAAACCCAGAUAUUGAGUAGGGUUGACGUAAGUGUUAAAAAAGUAUAUUACUGUGACUUUGUGCGGAGUGUGAUGAAAGAAACGAAGUUUUCCGAGAAAACGAUGUUUGAUAUUUCAGUGCAAUCUAUUGUCAGUGUAUUUUUUUGUCGUAAUUGUUCAGAAUCAACUGUUGCAACUUGUUGAUUAUUGGGGACUCUGGCUAGUGCCAUGAGUGCUUUACUAAUGAUUGUAAAAAUUAUAUCUUCCAAAGGAAACCUAUGUAUUCAUAAUUAAGAUUUUUGUGCGAUAGUUUAACUCCCAUUAAGCAACGAAAUUAAUUACAAACAAUGAAGAACGUUUGUGGACCAACGCCAUCCCUUUAAUCGUACCGCGGAAAAGUCUAAUAUAUUAAACUACAUCCAAAUAUAACUAACCUUCCUUCAACAUCUUCCACUUAAAAAAACUCCACAAUGUCAAACACUACUUUUCCCCACUUCAGUUCCCUUUCUUUGAACCCUAUCGCUUAAUUUAAAGGUAAUGCUUGCUCCUCUCCCUCUCUCUCUCUAGAGUAAUUUUUCUCUUUCUCUCCAAGUUGACCGCAAAGUUUUCUUUUAUCUUUCUUAAGAGGCACUUUUUUCUCGCCG
Molecule: messenger RNA, 2452 nt
Organism: Stylophora pistillata
Lineage: Eukaryota; Metazoa; Cnidaria; Anthozoa; Scleractinia; Pocilloporidae
Product: neuronal acetylcholine receptor subunit alpha-7
Biological process (GO): monoatomic ion transmembrane transport
Cellular component (GO): postsynaptic membrane
Molecular function (GO): acetylcholine-gated monoatomic cation-selective channel activity; transmembrane signaling receptor activity
Source: RefSeq, a predicted model, not a curated record